UGCGUCGAUUUGUUUUUGUUGAAUACGUACCAAAAUUUAUUUACUAAUUUUGUUAUAUUUCAUAAAUAAAAUAAUUCAAUAAUUUCUUCAUAAUCUCACAAUGGGAGUACCAGCAUUCUUUCGAUGGCUCAGUCGAAAAUAUCCAAGUGUUAUUGUAGAAUGUAUUGAACAGAGGCCAACCGACGUAGAUGGCGAACUGGUUUACGUGGACUCGUCGUUACCGAAUCCUAAUGGACUCGAGUUUGACAAUUUAUACUUGGACAUGAAUGGUAUCAUCCAUCCAUGUACUCAUCCAGAAGACAAGCCGCCACCCAAGGACGAGGAUGAGAUGAUGGUCGCUAUUUUCGAAUGCAUCGACCGCCUGUUCCGCAUCGUCAGACCCAGGAAAUUGUUGUACAUGGCUAUUGAUGGUGUGGCUCCCCGUGCAAAGAUGAAUCAACAGAGAUCUAGAAGAUUUAGGGCUUCAAAGGAGACACAAGAAAAGAUCGAAGAAAUAGCUCGCAUUCGAUCAGAACUCCAAAGCAAGGGGGCUUAUUUGCCUCCUGAGAGGCCAAAAGAGGCUCACUUUGACUCAAAUUGUAUCACACCUGGCACUCCAUUCAUGGACCGACUGAGCAAGUGUCUUCAUUAUUAUAUUCAUGAAAGAUUAAACAGUGAUCCUGGAUGGAAGGGAAUCAAGGUGAUACUAUCAGAUGCCAAUGUUCCUGGUGAAGGAGAACACAAAAUCAUGGAUUAUAUCAGGAGGCAAAGAGCUCAGCCUGACCAUGACCCAAACACUCAGCAUGUCUUGUGUGGGGCGGACGCUGACUUGAUCAUGUUGGGGCUGGCCACACACGAGCCCAACUUCACAAUUAUUCGAGAGGAGUUUAAGCCCAACAAACCCCGACCCUGUGACGUCUGUGGACAGCUAGGUCACGAGAUGAAGGAGUGUACGGGCAGCACGCCGGACGCGGCGCUGGUGCGGGCUGACCCCGCCUUCGGCAACCAAGACAGCUUCAUCUUCGUGCGCCUGCCCGUGCUGCGAGAGUACCUGGAGAAGGAGCUGAUGAUGCCGAACCUGCCGUUUCCGUACGACUUCGAGCGCGCGCUGGACGACUGGGUAUUCAUGUGCUUCUUCGUGGGUAACGACUUCCUCCCCCACCUGCCCAGCCUCGAGAUCCGGGAGGGGGCAGUGGACAGGCUCGUCAACUUGUACAAGAAGUGCGUUUAUAAGACUAGAGGCUGGAUAACGGACUCCGGGGAGGUGAACCUGGACCGCGUGCAGGUGAUCAUGGACGAGCUGGGCCGCAUGGAGGACGAGAUCUUCAAGCGCCGCCACUCCAACGAGGUCAGCUUCAAGGCGCGCGAGCGGGCCAAAAAGCAGCAGAAGGUCAACUUCGGCCUGCUAAACAACACGCAGUUCGCGCCCAUGCCGCUCGGAGGCGGGUCUCGCGCCAUGUCGAACGUGCGGCAAGAGGCCGCCGACAUUCGCGUCGCCGGCAUGCAGGCGACAGCCGCUCAAGAGGCGGAGGCGCGAGGCGGGCGCAAGCGGUCGGCGGCGGCGGCGGGGCUGGACGAGGAGGACGCGCACGACGAGGUGCGCCUGUGGGAGGACGGGUUCAAGGAGCGGUACUACGAGAGCAAGUUCGAGGUCGCCCGGGACAACCUCGAGUUCAGGUACCGCGUGGCGCUGCAGUACGUGCGCGGGCUGUGCUGGGUGCUGCGCUACUACUACCAGGGCUGCGCCAGCUGGAAGUGGUACUUCCCCUACCACUACGCACCCUUCGCCUCCGACUUCGUCAACAUCAGCGGCCUGCAGACCGACUUCGAGAAGGGCACGCAGCCGUUCCGUCCUCUGGAGCAGCUGAUGGGCGUGUUCCCGGCGGCGUCGGCGCAGCACGUGCCGCAGCCCUGGGCCAAGCUCAUGAGCGACCCGUUUUCGCCGAUAAUAGACUUCUACCCGAUCGACUUCAAGAUCGACCUGAACGGCAAGAAGUUCGCGUGGCAGGGCGUCGCGCUGCUGCCCUUCGUCGACGAGAACAGACUGUUCAAGGCGCUCGAGCCCUACUACAAGGACCUGUCGCAGGCCGAGAAGCAGCGCAACAUCCGCGGCCACGACCGGCUGUACGUGUCGCCGGGCAACGCGAGCUACGACGCGCUGGCGGCGCUGUACAGCGGCGAGGAGGGCGGGGCGCGCGCCGACACGGCCUACCCCUACCGUGCGGACGGCGUGCGCGGCGACGUGCUCGCCAGCGCCGACUGCGUGCGACCCGGCGGCACGCUGCCCUGCCCGGUGGCGGGCCUGGCGCCGGUGCGCGACAACCGCGCGGUGUGCGUGCGGUUCGUGGACCCGCAGUACGACGAGAACUUCGUGUUCCCGGCGCGGCGGCUGGAGGGCGCGCGCGACCCGCCCCGCGUGCUCAAACCCGGCGACCUCUCGCAGCAGGAGAACCGCAACUGGAGGCCACAGAUCGGUAUGGUGCGAUCGCACACGGUGGCGUCGCUGGAGCUGGCGGGUCACCGCAUGCUGGGCCACUCCCUGCCCCGCGACCGCGACCGACAGUACGGCAACGUGCCGCCGCCGCAGCCCCAGCACCACCAGCACCAACAGAACUACCAGCAGCAGAAUUAUCAGCACCAGCGCGCGCACACGUUCGGUCCGCAGCGCAGCGGCUACGUUCCGUACCAGGGCGGGCCUGGGCAGGGCUACCACCAGGGUCCGCCGCAGGGUCACCAGCAGGGCCAUCAGCAGGGCUACCACAGCCAGGGCUACCGCUCGGGCGGCGACCGCCGCGACAACCGCUACGACCCGCGCGGCCAGGGCUACUCCAGCAGGCAGGGCGGCCAGGGGUACGGUGGUCACGGCGGCUCGCGCAGACCCCAGGAUGACCAACACGGGGGCCACGGCGGGCGCAGGCCUCACGACGACCAGCAGCAGGGCUACGGCGGGCCGCGCAGGCCGAACUCUGGCAGCCGUCACCCCGGCUCCACGUGGCGGUGAGGCGGCGGGGCGGGGGAGAGAAAGAGCACUACAGACUCGAUGAUAUGCACUAUAGAAUAGAAUAAUAGACACCAUCAGGUAUUUCGCGCAGUUGACAACCCUGAUAGAGCUGCUGCUCGCCUAUAUAAAUUCCAAUUGACUUUUUACGGCCGUUCCUAAUAUUUGAUCUAUCUCUGGUUUUGCCCUACUAGAGAUAG
This is a messenger RNA of Aricia agestis (brown argus), 3177 nucleotides long. RefSeq names its product 5'-3' exoribonuclease 2 homolog (gene Rat1). Gene Ontology annotation, biological process: nuclear-transcribed mRNA catabolic process. The transcript is spliced from 17 exons. Gene Ontology annotation, molecular function: RNA binding; 5'-3' RNA exonuclease activity. The record is from RefSeq and is a predicted model, not a curated record. Bases 101 to 2980 code for a protein of 959 amino acids. Gene Ontology annotation, cellular component: nucleus. NCBI's taxonomy places the organism in Eukaryota, Metazoa, Arthropoda, Insecta, Lepidoptera, Lycaenidae.